UGUUGAAAAAUCUCUAGAAAAUGCUGCAUUAUUGGUCUACUUUUUAUUUAGGAUCCACUAGAAAAUUAUGGUGCUAAUCUCUCCACUACCAUCCAUGGAGGCGAUGCAGAUUUUCAUGAACUACUGGGUAGCAAGGAAUAUAGAGGCUAUGUAUAGAAAAAAAUAGUAGCGUGGCAAGCUAACAGCUCAGGUUGGGGACAGAUGUGUCUCGACUAUAGAAACAGAGAAGUACGAUAUAGGCAAAGAGAUGAGCAACGCAAGCUACAUCUGUAUAGUUAAUUACACACACAACACAAAUCCCCCUACCCAUCUCUUCCAGAUCUUAUUCCACGUGUGUAUUUCAGUCCUAAUCAUCUAGGUUCUCUUUGCAUGAGCCGGGACAGAACAUUCAACAUUUCUAUCAAUUUUGUAAAAUCCUUGGAUCAGUAUGCUCUAGCACAGUUUUUGAGUGGGAGGCAGACGGAAUGCCCUCAGGAUAUCAUAACUGCUUUGGAUAUUGUCCUCCGAGAGUCUGCCUCAAAUAAGUACGUUACAGUUUCAAGAUCAUUCUUUUCACAUCAGUUUGGGAAAAUGGAUAUGUCUGGAGGUUUAGAAUGUUGGAGGGGUUAUUUCCAAAGCAUUCGACCAACACAAAUGGGCUUAUCCUUGAAAUCCUUGAAUGCUGAUACCUCUGCAACACCUUUCUACAAGUCAAUGAGCAUAUUAACCUUUAUCUCGGGUUUUUAUAAUGAACGACAUACGCUUACAAGUUUAUCUGAUAGGGAACGUCAUGAGAUACAAAAGGCGUUGAAUGGAGUCCGGGUGGAAACAGUUCAUUUACCAAAUGUGCGUAGACGCUAUAGAAUCACAGGAAUUACAUCACAGUCUGCUAAAGAGUUGAUGUUCACUCUUGAUGAAACAGCGGGAACUAAAAUAUCUGUGGCCCAAUACUUUAGAACACAUUGCAAGUAUAAUCUUAGGCACGAUUCACUACCAUGCAUUAAAGCCGGUAGUGAUAGCAAGCCAAAAUACUUGCCACUAGAGGUAUGCCAAAUUGUGGAUGGACAGAGGUAUGUUAAGAAGUUAAAUGAAGUGCAAGUUAGUGAAAUACUAAAAGUAGCUUGUACGCCUCCAACUGAGAGGGAGGGGAAAAUUUUGGAGCUGGUCAGGAAAAAUAAUUAUGACAAUGAUCUAUUUGCAAAAAACUUUGGUAUUGGGGUUCAACCUAAUCUUAUCACAGUUGAAGCACGAGUGCUACAACCGCCAAGACUGAAGUAUCACGAUAGUGGCGCUGAGAAGGGCUGUCAACCCUUUGGGGGGAAAUGGAGUAUGAAUAAUAAGAAAGUGUUUCGAGGCGGUAGUGUUGAUGCUUGGGCAUGCAUAAGCUUUUCUCGUCAUUAUAAGAAUAUCGUUCAAGAUUUCUGCCAUGAGAUAGUCUUCGCGUGCAACCGCAUUGGAAUGGUUUUCAAUCAAAAUGCUUUGAUCAUCGAUUCAGGUCACCAUCAACGUAUAGAAAAUAGCAUACAUGAUUUUGUGAAAGCGUGUGCUAAGCCGCUUCAAUUGCUAGUUGUUAUUCUUCCAGAGGCUAAGGGUGCAUAUGGCAGGAUAAAAAAAUAUUGUGAUACUGAGCUUGGUAUUGUCACUCAGUGUUGCCAGUCAAAGCACCUAAACAAGCCAAAUAGACAAUACUUUGAAAAUUUAGCUUUGAAAAUCAAUGUGAAGGCUGGUGGCUGUAAUACUGUUCUUGAAGAUUCUGUCAGAGGUUCAAUCCCUGUCAUAUCCGAAGAGCCUUCUAUUAUAUUUGGAGCUGAUGUCACCCAUCCGGCCCCUGGAGAAGACUCUUCCUCCAUUGCUGCGGUGGUUGCAUCUAUGGAUUGGCCCUACGUAACAAAGUACAAAUGUCUUUUAUCUGCACAACAACGUACAAGAGAAAUUAUAGAGAAGCUCUAUACAAAGACUGACGAUGGAGUGCCUGGGGGAAUGAUAAGGGAGCUUCUUUUUGCGUUCCAUAAAGCGACAGGCCGUAAACCAAAUCGCAUCAUAUUCUACAGGGAUGGUGUUAGUGAAGGCCAAUUCAACAUUGUGCUUACAUCGGAACUGGAUGCUAUUCGAAGAGCUUGUGCCUCAAUACAAGAAGGAUAUCUUCCACCAACUACAUUUAUAGUGGUGCAGAAGAGACACCAUACUCGUUUAUUUCCUGAGAAUACAAAAAUGGCUGAUAGGAGCGGGAACAUUUUGCCAGGUACGGUAGUCGAUACAAAGAUUUGCCAUCCCAAUGAGUUCGACUUCUACCUUUGCAGUCAUGCUGGUAUUCAGGGCACAAGUCGUCCCGCUCAUUAUCAUGUUCUCCAUGAUGAAAACAAUUUUACUGCUGAUCAGUUGCAGUCGCUAACCAAUAACUUAUGCUACACAUAUGCCCGAUGCACGCGCUCUGUUUCUAUUGUUCCUCCUGCAUAUUAUGCGCAUCUUGCAGCAUUCCGGGCUCGAUAUUACAUAGAUACAGGGUCUGAAUAUGCAUCAAGUCAAGUCAGUGGAAAAACACGCCAACGAACUGCAACCGCUUCGGCAGCUACCACAUCAGCCGCACCCACAACUGGUCUCCCAGCUAUUCCAGAAAACGUCGCAAACGUGAUGUUUUACUGUUAGAAGAUGAGCAGCUCGAUGAAUUAAAAAAUAUGGGAGAUUUGCAUGCAUAUCACAACAUUUUACAUAUUUACGUAUAAAC
Phalaenopsis equestris is the source of this 2704-nucleotide messenger RNA. RefSeq names its product protein argonaute MEL1-like. NCBI's taxonomy places the organism in Eukaryota, Viridiplantae, Streptophyta, Magnoliopsida, Asparagales, Orchidaceae. Gene Ontology annotation, biological process: regulatory ncRNA-mediated post-transcriptional gene silencing. The transcript is spliced from 21 exons. Gene Ontology annotation, molecular function: protein binding; RNA binding. The record is from RefSeq and is a predicted model, not a curated record. The coding region runs from base 370 to 2625 and encodes 751 amino acids. Gene Ontology annotation, cellular component: cytoplasm.